Messenger RNA from Megachile rotundata (alfalfa leafcutting bee), 2578 nucleotides. It is a transcript of the gene Kap-alpha1, whose product is annotated as karyopherin alpha1. Gene Ontology annotation, biological process: protein import into nucleus. The record is from RefSeq and is a predicted model, not a curated record. Lineage: Eukaryota; Metazoa; Arthropoda; Insecta; Hymenoptera; Megachilidae. Gene Ontology annotation, cellular component: cytoplasm. Gene Ontology annotation, molecular function: nuclear import signal receptor activity; protein binding.
UUCGCGUCAAAGAGCCUAACUCAAGAAUUCGUAUUGCAACGUACGCGAGAGCUCGAGAUGCUUCCAGACGAACGUCACUCUUUCUGUUCCCGUCGAUGCCAAAAUGUCUAAUCUAGCGCAUCUACCGCAAAGGAUAAAAUACGUCAUGUCAGUCACAUCUACGCAUAAAUAUCGUUACAAAAAUGUGGGCUUGGACUCACAAGAAUUACGAAGACGCAGGGAGGAAGAAGGUGUACAGUUAAGGAAACAGAAGCGAGAACAACAGUUCUCAAAAAGACGCAAUGUUCCUAAUAUGGUAGCUGAGGAUGACAGCGUUGCAACGGAUGAAUUUAUAUAUCCUGCACUACAAGCACAAGUACCUACCAUAACACCUGAAAUAGUGCAACAACUGUACAGUCCUGAUCCAGAGGAACAAUUGGUAGCUACACAAAACUUUAGGAAAAUGUUAUCCAGAGAACCGAAUCCUCCUAUAAAUGAAGUUGUAGAAACGGGAAUCGUACCUAGAUUCGUUGAAUUUUUACAUAAUAAUGACAACUGUACUCUACAGUUUGAAGCAGCUUGGGCUUUAACAAAUAUAGCAAGUGGAACGUCUCAACAAACGCGUGUAGUGAUUGAGACAGGGGCUGUACCCAUCUUCAUAUCAUUACUUGGUUCUAAGUACGAGGACGUUCAAGAACAAGCUGUCUGGGCAUUGGGCAAUAUUGCAGGAGAUAGUCCUGAAUGUAGAGAUCAUGUAUUAGCCAAUGGAAUUCUCCCUCCUCUACUUCAACUUCUUUCGAAAACAACACGUUUAUCAAUGACACGCAAUGCAGUAUGGGCAUUAUCAAAUCUUUGUCGAGGCAAGAAUCCAACACCAGAUUUUGCGAAAGUUGCGCCAUGUUUACCAAUUUUAGCUCAUCUUCUUAACCACACUGAUACUGACGUCCUUGCUGAUGCCUGUUGGGCUCUUUCUUACUUAAGUGAUGGACCGAACGAUAAGAUUCAGGCAGUUAUCGAUGCAGGAGUUUGUAGACGUCUAGUAGAGUUGCUUAUGCAUGAACAGCAAAACGUCAUCAGCGCGGCUCUUCGAGCAGUGGGUAACAUAGUUACAGGUGACGAUGUACAAACGCAGGUCGUUCUUAAUUGUUCCGCAUUACAUUGCCUGUUUCAUCUAUUGAAUUCAUCUCGAGAAACUAUUCGCAAGGAAGCUUGUUGGACAAUCUCUAACAUCACAGCCGGAAAUCCUCAACAGAUUCAGGCUGUUAUUGAAGCUAAAAUAUUCCCUAUCUUGAUUGAUAUUUUGGGCAAAGCCGAAUUCAAAACUCGGAAAGAGGCAGCUUGGGCUAUUACGAAUGCCACCAGUGGUGGUACGCCUGAACAGAUACGUUAUCUUGCCUCAGCAGGAUGCAUUCCACCGUUAUGCGACUUAUUAACAGUAAUGGAUUCUAAGAUUGUCCAGGUCGCAUUGAACGGUUUAGAAAAUAUCUUACGUCUUGGAGAGCAGGAUGCUGCCGAGCAUAAUGGUAUCAACCACUAUGCAAUGUUGAUCGAAGAAUGUUACGGCCUAAACAAAAUUGAAUUUUUGCAAUCGCAUCAGAACAUAGACAUCUAUGAGAAGGCCUUCAAUAUGAUUGAACGAUACUUCGGUUCGGAAGAAGAGGAUGCGCGAGUCGUUCCUACCAUAGAUGCGCAAGGACAGCAAUAUCAGUUCAGAGCACCCGAUUCAUCUCAAUUACCAGUUCAAGGCUAUGAAUUUUAAUUUUGAUCGAGCCUCCAAAUGUAUCCACCGGGUUCAAUCUUGUUUCGUUCAUUGAAUGUACGACUGUUUCUCGUAAAAAAAAGGACAAUCUUCAAAAUGGAAAAUCGAUCAGAUACAAAAGAAUGGUAUAUUUAUACGUAUACUUCGAAUUCGUUUGUAUGGAAACAGAAUAUCAGUAAAAAUCUCGAAGUAAUCAGGUUUUUGCUCGACGAUAAAGAUGAGUAAAAUGUUUAUACGCAGUUAUUUUUAGUGGUUUUUCUCUUAUUAUUUUUAGCUACACCAUACGCAUCGCUCUAAGUUCAUUACAACGCGAUUACUGUGUUUAACAAACCUAUCAACAAAUUGCAACGGCCGCUUUCUAUUGAGUGGUCAUAGCAGUUUGAAUAGGUUUAUUUUUCAAAUUCGUGCAUACGCCGUAUUUAGUAUGACACGUUCAGUUGAUUAAAAUUUAACAGAUAUCUUAGUGCUUAAGUAGAUAAGUACGGAAACAAUGAUCAGGACGAUUUACUUGAGAUAGACCUGUACCUUGUACGACCUACGACUGACUCAGAAUUACGAAAAAUACUUGCACAACCGGCAAGACACUAACGACUGAAGUACGCGACUACGUAGCCAACACGGACAACAUUACGCAACGCGGUACUCACAUCCUUACUACAUUAGCUAUAUAAACACGUCAUCUAUGAACGUAAUUGAAAUCAUGCCAGAGGCAUCGAUCUUGUUGUUAUAUUUUUUGAAAAUUUGUAGAAACCAGCAAAUCAUCAUUGGAAAUCUUUAUCUAAAAAUGUUGAUUUUCUGUACUGUCAUUUGACAUAACAAAAUAAAGUUGAAUAUUAAUAC